UUAACAUAAAAAUAAUCGUCAAUGGACUCAUCAAAAAGGAUGCAGCGUCCAGCGUCACCACUGCCUGAAUUUCAAAAAUUAAAACUGCGCCCAGUGCCGAAAGUGAAAAGGCGCGCACCACAGCCGCCUAUAAGUCUAGCGCUGAAAAAAACUUCAUCCACAACCAAGACUACCACUCUCACCACUCCUGCCAAAUUGUAUGGCAAGGACUUGAGUGAAUAUGAUGAGAUUGAUGUUGAUGCUCUGCUGGCGCAAUUGUCACCAGAAGAAAUCAAUAUUUUGGCCAAAGAAGUUGAUCCCGAUGACAAUUUCCUGCCGCCCGAUCAACGUUGCAGCUAUGAAUGCGAAAAAAAUCCCACUGGCCCAUUGGAUCGCAAAAAGCUGAUUGAGCACAUUAAUAAGCAGGCCUUGGAAGCACCCGACGAGCCGGAGUUCGAACCCUACGUUAAGGGUACUGUACGCGGCAAAAAAUGGGUGCCACCGCCACGGGAUGAAAGUGAAGUUGCCGCUGAGGAACAGAUCGCCAUCGAUUUGGGUGAAGAAUAUGAGCAUGCGCUGACUGAUGCUACACAAGAAGAGAUUAUCGAUUUGGCUGCUAUUCUUGGUUUCCAUUCUAUGAUGAAUCAGGAUCAAUAUCAUGCUUCAUUGUUGAACAAGGGUCAACCAGUUGGUAUGGGUUGGGACGGCAUUACGAAAUCAACUCAACCAAAAUUGUUCCCCAUGGACCCACCAAAUAACACAGAUGUCGAGGAGUCAAUUAAACGUGUAAAAGAUAACGAUUCAAAAUUGAUUGAACUGAACUUAAAUAACAUUAAGAACAUUUCCGAUGAGAAAUACGAACAACUUUUCCAAGUACUGCCCGAUAAUGAACAUUUGGAAGUUCUUUCCUUAACAAAUGUCGGUCUAACCGACAAAACAGCUCUCUUGUUGGCUGAAGCAAUCGAGAAAAGCAAAACCCUGAGAGUAUUAAAUGUUGAGACAAAUUUCCUUAGUCCGCCUGUUGUGGUGACCUUAGUGAAAGCCCUGCUCAAGUGUCGCACAAUUGAAGAGUUCAGGGCAUCCAAUCAGCGAUCCUCAGUGCUUGGUAAUAAGAUUGAAAUGGAAAUUACCGAAUUAGUGGAAAAGAAUCCAUCAUUACUCAGAUUAGGACUGCAUUUGGAGUUCAAUGAUGCACGCCACAGAGUCGCCGCCCAUUUGCAGCGUAAUAUCGAUAGAAUAAGAAAAGAUCUUGAGUUACGCCUGCAGUUCAGAUUUUUCAAUAAUCUGCAUAGAAAGUCAGCAAGAAUUCAGUAAAUUUAUAAAUGAUCUGAAAAACAUAUGUAUAUAUACAUACAUAUAUGUAUAAUGAAUGAAAUUAAACAAAAUAAACAAAAAAAAACUAUUUACUAAAUAUUUAACGCACUCGUAAGUUAAGACAAAAACAUAAGCACAGCGUCAAUUGCAAGCAAGUAAGCAAAUAUGAAAGAAGCAAGGAAAAGUAAUACGUCAAAAGGCCGCGCAGACGAUCCAUCCCAAAAUAACUUAAAAAGUUAUAAACAAAAAACUAUUUCGACGGGUCAGGAACGCUGUUAGAAAUUCGUAAACAAUUUUUAAGCUUGCCUUCUGCGCUCGAUUUUGAUGUUAUGGCAAUUUUUAACAAAAAUAGAGCGAAUAUAAAGCAGAAAUGGAUCGACGAAUAUUUAAAAAGGUCGAAAAAUACUUUAAACUAAAACUAAUCUCGUUAAAAACGAAAAAGCAAAACAAUGAUUGUGAAAAUAGAACAAAAGUACACGUUGUGCAGAAGCAACGCGAAAAUACACAAUCGCACAAAAAUUACUAUAUCAUAUACAAACAAAAAUUAAAAAGAAACUAAAGAAGAAAAAACAUUUCAAACAUAAACGAAAUGUUGCGCAAAAAAACUUAGGUUUACGUUAAAUCAUAUACUUAAUUUUCAUAUGCACCACCCACACGAUAAGAGUGUGUGAAGCGCAUGAGGAAACAAGCCGAUGAAGAUGAAGAAGACGAAAAACUGAUACUGAUACUGAUUUAUUUAAACACGAUAUUUCGAGAAAUUCUCAAUGGUUUCUAGGAGUAAAUAUUUAUAAAAUUAAACAAGGAAUUAAACUGCGAUUUAAAUUUUUAAGUGAAAUAUUAACUCUACCCAACAAAACAAACAAAAAACUUGAAAAAAACUUCCGAUGAAAUGAAUAGCAGACCUGAAACAUACUUGUAUAACACAACUACCACAAAAACCAAAUACAACAAAAGUAUCUAUCCCUCUAUGCAGUCAACCCGUGAAACAACAACACAAUAUUUAAAUUAAAAAAUACCUACAUACAUCCUUAUAAAUUUACUGAAGAAAUAGUUAAAUCAUAUAUUUAUUCAUAAAAUCAAACUAAUGCCGAUGACGAGAAAAAUUAUAAUAAAAAAUGUAAUUAAUGAAUUGAAAAAGGAACUAAAUAGUAAAGAAGCUGUGAAAUGAUACCGAAAUCUACCGAAAACAUGUCCGUGUAUUUAUGUAUAUACACUAUACUCUCACUAUGACUCUCGAUCGGCGUGGAUGUUGAGCGCAAAAAUACGUGUAAAUCGCCUGAACCAGCGUAAAUAAAUUAUGUGAACCAAUCAACCAACCAACCAACCAAUUUGUUGUUCACUUUAAUUUGCAAAACCAACCGCAAACAAACAAGAAAAACCUCUAAAUAUACAUAAUUAUACACUACUUAAGUUUUUAUAAUCCAAACAAAGCAAGAUAAAUUAAAAAAAAGAUAUAAUUGUGUAAACUUUAAAAUUCUUACUGUAUUGUUGAAUGAAUGUUUGUAAAUCAUGUUAAAACAAAAACAAAACCAGCAACACAACCGACAGCUACCAAAAUCUGCUCUUCUACUCACUCGAUCCACUACUGUUACUACCACCAACUCCAAUACAAAUGCCAUCACCUCUGCAGCCACCUGUGCCUGCACGAAUUCAAAUAUGUGCGUGUAAUAAUCAAGCCUGAAAAGUCCCACUGAAUGAAUUUGUGCAAAAAGUGGCCGCCUACGACGUUUGGGUCACUUCAGUCGCAACUACACUAUUGGUGCCUGGCAGUAAAUUGCAGACAGUUGUAGAUCUAACAGAAAAGCACGCAAGCAAUCAAGCAGCAACCCCACGAAGUGGAAAUGGAAGUGGAAGUGGGAUGUGUGGCCGAGGCACUUACGGAUUCAACUGCACAUAUGCACGCAUAUACAUACAUACAAACUGCAACAUUACGAAUUAUAAUUGGACACUAUUACUAACAUACAGUGACAUACAAUGUAGCAUUUAUAAUUCAAAUAUAAUUAGAUAAAGUUUGUAAAAGGACAAUGUGUGGUUAAUAGAAAAAACAAAAAGCGCAAAUGCCUGAAUAUUGCAUAUUAAAAAAAAAAAUUAUAAUGUUAAUAAACGUGUUCAACAAAAGUGCUUUUUAUUGCAUUGUACAUCUUAAUUUUAUUGUGUAAAUGUUUAUUUUAUUGCAUACAUACUUACUUACAUACAAGCGCAAUUACUGCAUACUUAUUUGCAAAUGUUUGUUUUAAUACAUUUUAAAUGUUACUCUUUUAUAUUUCAAUUUUAUCGAACUAUGUGUUUCACAAGUACAUAACUACAUACAUACAUGCAUAUGCUUAUAACCAGUUUUAUUUAUUUAAAUUGCUUAUUGUUGAGGUAAAUAUUUUUGUCUCAGCUAAUUUUUUGUCUAAUUGUAAUUUGAUUAUAAAUUGUAUUUACUUUAUCGCGUCUUAUGUUUACAAAAAAGUAAUAUUCGUAAAUUAUACAAAAACUAAUUUUAUAAAAAAGAAAAAAAAAAAAUAGCGAACACACUCACCCACACACACAAGCGGGCGAAUGCACGCAAUAAGCAAGUCAUAAUUGCCCCACAAGAAAAUAUUUUCUUCUACUGACCAAAAUGACUUUAACAUUUAGAAAAAACGCUCUGCAUGCAAGGUAGAGAUUACUCUUUUCAAUAUUUACAUUAUCACUGAUUUAAGUAAAAAAGUGCAUACGCAGAGAGAGAGAGCAUAGAUCAUCGUUUGUACACAACAGUAUACUCCAUAUUUUCAUGUUAUCCUUAAAGAAAGCCAGGAGGAAAGCAAUAGCAAACUGCUUGUUGAUCAAAUGAUUUGUUAUAUAACAAUCUGCUUCUUGUUCUUGUGGGGCUUGUAACCAAUGCUGCCAGUAAAUGUACUACAUGCAUGUGUAAGUUAGUUUAUCAAAUACAAAAACGGAAGGCAAAGAGCGUCUUAUGAAUGUGUGUAGAGUUAAUUGUAUACCAACGAGAAAGGAAAGAGUGAAGUAGAAAAUUAUACGAGCGCAAAACUACAAAAAUAUAAGGAAAUAAAUGCUUACUUAUCAACAGCCAUACUAAUAUAUUUAUCUGGGUUUUUCUGCAGUGUCAUGCACCGGAAUUGCGGAAUCCAAGUGAAAUGUCGUAAAUAUAUUAUAUAUUUCAAUUACUUAGCAAAUAUGUGUGCGCCUGUUCUUCAACUAUACUCCGCAGAAAACUAUGUCAACAAUAAAUAUAUGUAUGCAUGUAUAAUUGUUGAAAAGUUUGUAAAAAAUUAAAGUUAUGUAAAAAAAAAAAUUGGUGUUGUUGAAAUUUCAAUUGGUACGCUUGUGAAGUGAAAAGAUGAGAAAUUUUUUAAAUAUUUAACAAACUGCAGUUGCAGGCUUUUUCUAGGUAAGAAGUUGAAUUGAGUAAAGGCCAACACUCAAAAAAAAAAAAUAAACGAACAAAAAAGACAAUUAUGUAAAUCGCAUGCGGAAUGAGUAA
Anastrepha obliqua is the source of this 4762-nucleotide messenger RNA. RefSeq names its product tropomodulin-like. Gene Ontology annotation, cellular component: myofibril. The record is from RefSeq and is a predicted model, not a curated record. The transcript has 10 exons. NCBI's taxonomy places the organism in Eukaryota, Metazoa, Arthropoda, Insecta, Diptera, Tephritidae. Gene Ontology annotation, molecular function: tropomyosin binding. The coding region runs from base 22 to 1293 and encodes 423 amino acids. Gene Ontology annotation, biological process: pointed-end actin filament capping; myofibril assembly.